Molecule: messenger RNA, 5570 nt
Organism: Astyanax mexicanus (Mexican tetra)
Lineage: Eukaryota; Metazoa; Chordata; Actinopteri; Characiformes; Acestrorhamphidae
Exons: 22
Coding region: 85-4458 (1457 amino acids)
Biological process (GO): actin cytoskeleton organization
Cellular component (GO): filamentous actin; microtubule organizing center
Molecular function (GO): protein binding
Source: RefSeq, a predicted model, not a curated record
CUCAGAGCUCAUUUACCCGCUGGCGGGACAACACACAACACCCCAACACCCUCACCUCUACACACACCCCUGGGCUUGGGCACAAUGGAGCUGGGCCCGGCAACGGCAGCAGGUGGACCAGGUGAGGACGGCCACGCCCUUUUGGCCCGUUUCGAGCGGGCACUGCGGCUGGUCGUCCGUGAAUUCCACGUUGACGUCGCUGCCUUCAAGCGAUCUGUGGAGCAGCGUCUGAACGAGGCCUGCAAGGACACCGAACCUCUGGCCAGUACAGUCGCCAAGCUCCAGGAGGAGAACCAGCAGCUGAAGGAGAGGCUGGAGGCUCUUGCCCAGCUGGUGGAAGCCCUGCCUGGGAUUCAGAACCUAGCAAAUUCCCAAAAGAACCAGGAUGAGCUCCAGCUUCUCCAGAACAGUGAUGUCCAAACUCAAGCUCAAGCUCAAGCCCAAGCCCAGAGCCAGGGGGGUCAAAGCUGCAGUCCAGGAACAGCAUCCCCCAUAGGGGACGGUGGGAUGGACGACCAGAUCAGCACCUACUCGGCCCCUGGAUCUGUGUGUGUAGAUACGGUGUCAACCUCCUCCUGGAGCUCCACCACUGCAUCCACUGUAAUCAUGGAUACCAACUAUCAGGCCAGUCUUAUAUGCAGAGAUGAGGAGGAGAAGGAUGUAGAAGAAGAAGAAGAAGAAGAAGAAGAAGAAGAAGAAGAGGAAGAAGGGCAAGACCCUUUAGCUUCAGCUGGGCUGGAGAAAACCCAUGAAAAAGAUUCCUCUCAAGAAUUGGAAAAAAUGGUGCCACUGGUCAGCAGCCAGCUUUCAGACUCUCUGACCAUGGCAACCCCUCAACACCUCCCUCUCAACACGGCGCCCAGACCUGAAUCACCUGGAGGAAGCGAAUAUUCUGGAUACUCUGGAUAUUCUGGAUACUCGCAGGAAGUGAUGUCAUCAGUAGCCAGUCAGCAUGUGACCUCUGUGGCCAUGACUUCCAGACAGCGCCCUGUUACAGCGACGAGCAGAGCGAAAGAUCUGGCUGUUUAUAAGAGAUCCAAAUCACAGAUGUCUCUGGGUGAAAUUCGUUCUCAGACCACUGCUUCCAGCCAAAGCCUCGCACAGUCAUCUACAACAGAUUUCAACUCAGUCCAGUCUACUACAACACCACAGCUCAACCAGUCAGACUCAAAUGUCCUUACAAGAAAUGCCAUUGUCAAUUCUACUCUGAAAACUGAAACCCAGGAAAUGAAGUCAUCAAGCAACAGCCAAGCCACUAUAUCCAACUCUUUAAUGGCAGAGUCCCAAACAUCUGGAGGUGUCAAUGGAAGCUCACAAAGCCCUAGAUCUCUGAACCCCUGGAGGACACAAACCAACCUGAGCUCCACUCUUAACAAAACUACAAACCAAACCACACAAUCCCACCAUCAAACCGAGAGAACCAUGGAAGGACUGGAGGUAAAGUCAGACAUCAGUUUCCAACAGACACCAGAUUCUGUAACAGUUCCUAGAAGCCCAAGAAUCCCAGAAACACCAAAGAAUCAAAACUCUAUGCCUACCAUGAUCCAACCUCCAUCACAGACCGAUCAACCUAAUCCUGAGAACGUUCAACCCAAGGCAGUUACAGAAGUAUCUUCUUUUACAAAUGGAGACUCUUUGGAGUUGCAUAAAGUGAAUUCUGCAAGCGACUGUUUGGAAAAUGCCCCUGCAACGAGUCCUAAAGCUGUACAAGCAACCAAUCACAGCGCUCUGAAACAGUCAGCAACUUUCAGCCAAUCAACAUCAGAGACAACUACAUCUGCAGAGGAAGCAUCUUUCUCCAUUAAACAGCACAUUAAUGCCACGGCCAAACUGUCAGAUUCUUCCUUCAGAACUGAACGUUUGCUGUCAUCACGAGUAAUAAGACCAAUGGGCAACGUUCAAUCGGACCUGGUGACCAUGGCUAUACCACAGCAACCUGCCAGCUCCAAGACUGUACCCAUGAGCCCAAAACCUCUAAGAUCAACCAAUCAGAGCCCUACUCCAUUCAAAUCAACACAUUUUGGUCAAUCUGCUUCUGAAUCCAGUACAUCGGUAAACGGCUAUCACGUGACUCCAUUCUCUGUGACCUCUCAGAUUCAGGCUGCCUCUUCUACUAGUUUGGAAUCUUCUGUAAGAGAAGAACAUUGUCAUUCUGCCAGAUCAACCAUUCAACAGACACAACAACCAACCAAUGUUCCUAUGAGCCCCAGAUUUCUGAGAUCAACCAACAAAAGCCCUACUCCAUUCAAGACAGCAUCCACACCAACACCCUACAGACCUGUGAAUGGCCCUGGUUCAGACACUCUGGUGUCCUCAAUGAACAUUCAGUAUGAAGCAGCAGAAGUUUCUUCUUCUGAAAAUAGACCUGCGUCAAGUCUAAAUGUUCCCCUGAGCCCAAAUUCUCAGACUAAAUCAAUAAGUUUUAACCCAGCGCAGACUUCUACUGACAACCUGAAGCUCACAAAUUCUAUUUCCUCCAACUUUAAUCUUACCCAGUCUGGCACCACUAGUCUGAAUCCUACACAGUCUCCUAAUACUACCAAGAAACCCCUGUUUGGUCAGUUAGCUCCAUCUCCUUCAAUGCCUAACAUUACUAAAUCUGGUCCAGAUAAACCAGCUGUCAGUAACGUAUAUCAAGAAUCUUCCACCAUGGGUACCCCUCAGUCUCCCGUCUGCUCCAUGACCCGAGUAAGCCCUCAGAUACCCAGGAGGCUGAUGACCUACAACCACGCCCAAAGCUCAACGUCCAGUCUCAGCCGCGCUCAGUCUGUUAUUCAGCUCUCAGCUGCUGGUUUAAACUCUGCAAAGACUAAUAACAUAACCUCACAGCUCAACGGAGCCUCUUUACCACCAACCACAGCCCAAUAUGCAUCUUCAGCUCAACAGCAAGUGAGAUCAGCUGUGAAUAACCUAUCUGCGGUCCCUCGUACCAUGUCCCAGCCUCAGCUGUCCAUUGGUUCUCUAAGCAGACGUUCUGAAUCACCUUCUGGAAGUGAAUACUCUGGCUACUCUUCAGUAUAUUCUUCAGCAUCACAGGAAGUGAGGUCAUCAGUGAACAGUCACAAUGGAACGUCCGCCCAGCCUGCCCUGACUGCUUUAAUUCGCAUGAGCCCCAGAACUCACAGGAGACCAGCCAAUCACAGCUCAGCACUGUCUUCUACAAUGUCACAGAUAGACAUCUCUCCAACCUCACAGGAAAUGAGGUCACUGUCUCGUAUGUCCUCCCAACUUCAGCUAAACUCUUUAACUAGACGAGCAGAUUCCCCUUCUGGAAGUGAAUAUUCUGAAUAUUCCUCAGUUUAUCCCUCGGCUUCACAGGAAACGAGUUCAGUAAUUGAGGCUCAGCGUAACCAUGCAUUUGCAACCACAGCAUCCCCCCAAGCUCCUCUCACUGCUAUGACUCGCAUGAGCCCUAAGCCCUUCAGGAGAUCCACCAACACUACCCCUGCCCUGCCUAACCCAUCCCCUCCACUAAAGGCCAAAGUGUUUGGACAUUCGACGCAGAAUACUAACUCAUUUCCAUCAUCCAUCACUGAAUCUACUGUUGAGUCUGGGAGCUCAGUGAUGUCACAGGAAGUGAAGUCAUUGAUCAGCAGCCAGUAUUCAUCCAUGUCAAUGCAAAAUCUGACCAGCGCACACAUCACCCAGGACAACCCGAUCCCACAAAGCCCAAAGUCUUUCAGCAGACCCACCAACCUCACCGAGCCUUCUCCCGGCUCCACCCCCCACUUUAACCCUCUGCUCUUCAGUCCAUCCGCUACAGACCCAGCUCCUCCCAGACCUACUUCAGACUCUCCCAGCAGACCCGUGUCUGCAGUAAAGCCAUGGACCUCCAGCCAGAAGAUAAACACAGGUUUAGCCAGCUCUUCUGAUAAGACCACAACCUUUUCCAAGUCAAUUUCGUUCUCUGAUUCUAAAGAAGUCAAUGAAACUUUUAUUAAGAAGUCCAGCACUCUGGCUGCUGGGAGGAGUCUGGUGAAUUCACUGACGUUGCCGAGAAACAGGGGCUUCCAGGAAAAGCAGGCCCUGUUUGAAAGGAUGGAUUCUAAUCCGAGCAGAGCAAAGAGUUCUGAGUCAAAGCCGAAACUCAAAAGAUCUCAGAGCUGCGACGCAUCCAGCGCCAACAGCAUCAAGCAGCUUCUUCUGGAGUGGUGCCGCUCCAAAACUGUUGGCUAUGAGCACAUAAACAUUAAUAACUUCUCCUCCAGCUGGAUUAAUGGAAUGGCCUUCUGUGCUCUGGUCCACUCCUUCUUCCCCAAUGAGUUUGACUACAAUGAACUGAACCCGGCUCACCACAAACACAACCUCGAUUUAGCCUUCACCACUGCUGAGGAGAAAGCAGACUGCAUUCGCUUGAUUGAAGUGGAUGACAUGAUGGCCAUGGGGAAGAAUCCUGACCCCAUGUGUGUGUUUACGUAUGUGCAGUCUUUGUAUAACCACCUGAAAAGAUUUGAGUGACAGCAUAGUUUCUAACCGCCCUUUUUCUUUUUUUCAGUUUUGGUUUUGUUUCAAAAUUUGUGGUACAUUUGUCUUAAACCUGUUGCAACAUUUAUUGAAAUAAAACAUUAGCCAACAAGUUAUUGGUUUUAAGUGACCACUGGAGAUAGAGAAACAUAGAUCACACAGUGUGAUUACUAUAGGGCCGCUGUCUGAAUGAGUCUACCAUGCUGUUUGAUUUUACAGGUAUUUUACAUUAAGGCUUAUAGUGGCUUUACACUAAGCGCUGUAGUGUAGAGAGGAUGAUGAGAUUGUCACAGGAACUGUUUAUUGGAAAGGUAAAGAAAAGGUCAGAGUGUGUCCCUCAGAUGAAAAGGGACGAGUGUGUGUAUUCGAGGGACAAGUUUGAAACAUUAUCAGUGGCUAGGAUUUUGAAGAAAGCGAUUUUGUGAGCCAGGAGAUGUGUUAAGUGUUCCUUUUGCAGUCUCUGAAGGGGGGUCAUUAAUUAACAAUAGCUGAAUCUAAUAUUUUUGGUAUAAAUGUGUGUGAAAAAAGAUGGUUAGGAAUCUAUCUAUCUAUCUAUCUAUCUAUCUAUCUAUCUAUCUAUCUGAUUAUUCUGUUUUUCAAUGCUUGAUCUUCACAGUGUAUCAGAAUUUCAUAAUAAAUGAAGCAAUACAAAUGCUCCAAAACGACUUGGAAAAUACCAUUUUACAUUGACUUCCAUUAAAAAGUUUAAAGAAGUGUAAAAAUAAUUGUUUCUAUUGUUUCAUUUAUCAUGAAGUUCUGUUGCAACAUUAAAGACAGAUUUCUUUCUUUUUUAGUAUACCUAAUAAGUCUUAAUAUUUAUAACCUGGGAUUAAAACAUGUCUUAAUAUUUUACAUUUGUUGAAUUUCUAAUAAUGAGUAAACAUAAUAAAAUGACAUGUCUUACAUUCUGUUAACUUACUGUUAAUGGGCUGGAAUUGUAAGCAACAUUUUUAAGUAGUUAUCUCAUUAAAAAUCAUAGCAAACCAUUGCAGAAAUUGCAUUUUGUGUUUUAGGCAACAGAGAAAAAAUGGUGUCUGAUCAUUUUAAAACUUUCUUAAUUUAUGUUUCCCAGUAAUCAAACAAUUAAUAAAAGCUUAAAGAUUUGA